Messenger RNA from Trematomus bernacchii (emerald rockcod), 1584 nucleotides. Its product is annotated as complement C3-like. The transcript has 14 exons. The record is from RefSeq and is a predicted model, not a curated record. Gene Ontology annotation, molecular function: endopeptidase inhibitor activity. Lineage: Eukaryota; Metazoa; Chordata; Actinopteri; Perciformes; Nototheniidae. The coding region runs from base 13 to 1464 and encodes 483 amino acids.
UCAGGUAGGAGGAUGAGGAAAACUCUGCUGUGGCUGCUGGCCUCUCUGGCCUUUGUCUCCCUGACUUCUCUUGCUGAUGGAGCUCCAAUGGAGGUGAUGUCUGCCCCCAACUUGUUGAGUGUAGAAACAGCAGAAAACGUUUUUGUGGAGUGUCAAGACUGCACAGGUGAAGACAAAAGGGUGGAAAUCCAUGUGAUGAGCCAUCCGACCAAAAACCAAAGGCUGGCAACUGCAUCUGUGACACUUAACAGUACAAAUGAAUUCCAGGCGCUGGUACAGAUAAUGAUCCCUGCUGGAGACUUCAGUAAGGAUCCCAGCAUUAAGCAGUAUGUGUAUCUGCAAGCUCAGUUCCCUGGCCGACUGCUUGAGAAGGUUGUCAUGGUCUCCUUUCAGUCUGGGUAUAUCUUCAUCCAAACUGACAAGACCAUCUACACCCCCAACAGCAGAGUUCUUUACAGGAUGUUUGCUGUGACACCCCGUAUGGAGCCUGUGGAGAGGGAUGACGCCAACCAAAUGGAUGCGUCUAUUGCCAUUGAGUUUGUGACCCCUGAAGGCAUAAUUUUAGCACGUGAUCCAGUCUCUUUGACAUCAGGGAUCCACUCUGGAGAUUACCAACUCGCUGAAAUUGUCAGUACCGGACUGUGGAAGAUCCGCACAAAGUUCCACAGCAACCCACAGCAGAGCUUUAGUGCAGAGUUUGAGGUCAAAGAAUAUGUGCUUCCCAGUUUUGAGGUUGAACUGAAACCUAAGAACUCUUUCUUCUACGUGGACGACAAAGACCUCACAGUCGACAUUAAAGCCACGUAUUUGUUUGGUCAAGAGGUGAAUGGGAUGGCUUACGUUGUGUUUGGGGUCAUAAAUGAUGGUGAAAAGAAGAGCUUUCCAAGUUCUCUUCAGAGAGUGCAGAUUAAAGAAGGUGUUGGAGCUGUCACGCUGAAGAAAGAGCACAUCACAACGACCUUCAAAAACAUUGAAGAACUGGUGAUGAAAUCCAUAUAUGUAGCUGUCAGUGUGCUAACGGAGAACGGUGGUGAAAUGGUGGAGGCAGAGUUGAGAAAUAUUCAGAUUGUUAAAUCUCCUUACACCAUCCACUUCAAGAAAACUCCAAAAUAUUUCAAACCAGGAAUGUCCUUCCAAGUUGCAGUCGAAGUUAUGAAUCCUGACAACACUCCGGCACAAGGUGUUGCUGUUGUGGUUGAACCAGGCACCGUGAAUGGCAGGACCGCAGAAAAUGGCAUGGCAAGGCUAACCAUCAAUACAGGAGGGUACCCACAACUGACGAUCAAUGCAAGUACGAAUGAUCCUCGUAUUUCAUCGACAAGACAAGCAUCAGCCAACAUGACAGCUCUCCCAUAUAUUACCCAAAGCAACAACUAUAUCCACAUAGGUGUGGUUUCAGCUGAUGUACAAUUAGGAAAUAACAUGAAAAAUCGACCUCAACCUCAAAAGGCUGGAAAGUCAUGACACUGACAUCACAUACCUGAUCAUGAGCAGAGGUCAGCUGGUGCAAAAAGGCCGACACAACACAAGAGGUCAAGUACUGAUCUCCCUGAUGGUUAUCAUUACCAAAGACAUGCUGCCAUC